AUGAAUUUGAACAUUACAAAUAAUCAACCGAAGGUUCCAUUGAAUUCAAGACUUGUUGGUAAUACCAGCGGGAACAGUGUUAAAGCCAUUGUUGCAAAUGAUACAAGUUUCGAACGCAUUGCAAAAACCUUACAACUAUUGGUAAAAUACCUUUUACGCGCGUCAAGUAAACCUAUUGUUGAUAAAGAUAAGCGAAAAACUUUACUUGAUAAUGAAUUCGCUGAUACUGAUUUAUCUACACACGAACGACAAAUGCACGAGUAUUGUAUAAAGAUAUUGGGAAGUCGAAUGACUCCUUCGAAGGUAAAUGAUGAAAUACACGUAUCAGAACUUAUAAAGAAGAAAUUAAUUCGAGAAAACAAAUCAACGGAACAAGCAUUAAGAUUCACAACUUUGUUCGCAAAACUGCAAUCUCAGUCGAUGUUGACGCAAAGAUGGGCUAUUUUAUAUUUUUUAUUGUCAAUCAGUGAUUCUUCUACAACUCGAGAUACUAUACCUUUAGAUUAUGUAUUCUCUUCUGGAGGUCUAUAUGAACCUACAGUAAAAGAAACAUCAGAAGACUCCCAAAAUCGAUUUAUGCCCAAUAUUCCAUCUUCAUCAACAGCCUCAGGAGCCAAACUAAAAACUCCAAUAUCAAAUGAAAAUCCUCCAACAGCUGAGGAAAGUUUGCCACCAGAUGAAAUUCUACGUAAUCAAUCAACAGCGAAACAUGAAAUUUCUGAAGAUCUUUUGUUACGAGAUAUCGUAUUUGUCUUUCAAGGGAUUGAUGGUCAAUAUAUUAAAUUUAAUAGAGAAACCGAUUCUUACAAUAUAGAUCCAAAGAUUAUUGUGAAUCGUCCAACGCGUGAUCUUGUAAUCAAAUUAUCAGAGAUGGGAUUAUUAUAUGGAAAAGUUGAUAAUUUUGUGAAAAAUAAAAUAAAUGAUUCAUCAAUUGGAUUAGUUGGACAGGCGUUCUGUUCCGCGUUACAACGGGAGCUGACUGAUUAUUUUAGAUUAAUGGCUAUAUUAGAAACACAAAUCACUAAAAAAGUAGAAACUGGAUCAUCUAAAGGAGGUCUUUCACUGAAAAGAGUUUUAGUAUGGACACAAGAUUCAUUGGCUAAAUUACGAAUAAUGUCUGUACUCGUGAAUCAUUGUAAGGAACACAGAGGAGGUGCUUUAGUCUCAAUUAUUUACAAAUAUACAAAUCAUGGUGACCCAUUCACUCAAAAGUUUAUUAAUGAUAUGCUUGAAGAGGUUUCCAGACCAUUCUAUGAAAUGUUGACGCGUUGGAUCUAUGAAGGAGAAUUAGAAGAUCCUUUCGAGGAAUUUUUUGUGAAAUGCGAUGAUGAUGUAGAAGAGGAGAAGCUUUGGCAGUUGAAAUAUUCAAUACGUUCAGAUAUGCAACCUACUUUUAUCAGUACAACACUUGCAAAAAAGAUAUUUUCCAUUGGCAAAUCAUUGAAUUUUAUUCGUUAUAGUUGUCAUGAUAGUGAUUGGGUAUCAACUCAAAAUCAAGAAACUGGAUCUGAAAAAUUGUUAAAAUAUGGUGAUAUUAUUGCACUAGAGAAUUCGAUAGAUGCCACAUAUACCGCGACAAGCAAGCGACUAUUAAAUAUCUUAUAUUCUAAGUAUAAAUUAAUGGAGCAUCUUACAGCAUUGAAACGAUACUUAAUAUUAGGUCAAGGUGACUUUAUACAGUAUUUAAUGGGUCAAUUAGGACCAGGACUAUCAAAUCCCGCAAAUACUCUUCAUCGCCAUAAUCUUACGGGAACAUUAGAAGCAGCUAUUCGUGCAUCUAAUGCACAAUAUGACGAUCCUGAAAUUCUUCGCCGAUUGGAUGUUAGACUAUUGGAGGUUUCUCCCGGUGAAUGUGGCUGGGAUGUUUUCAGUUUGGAUUAUCACGUUGAUUCUCCGAUCAAUACAAUCUUUACCCCACAAGCAAUGGAAGAAUAUCUCAGACUAUUUAAUUUUCUGUGGCGCUUAAAACGUGUAGAAUACGGACUUUCGGAUGCAUGGCGCCGACAAACUACUAGCGCUAGAAAUUUGGCUGAAAUCGAAGAAUUAAAAAGGGACAUAAAUUCUAGUCGAGUUGUUUGUAAUGAAAUGAUUCAUUUUGUUUAUCAACUUCAAUAUUAUAUUUUAUUUGAGGUGAUUGAAUGUUCCUGGGAUGAACUUGUGACUGAUAUCGAGAAAAAAUCGGGGGAUUUAGAUUCUUUGAUUGAGGCACAUAAUAGAUACCUAAAUAACAAUUAUUUGGAGAGAGUAUCGACGAUCAUUGCAUAUAUAUUGCAGUAUAUGAUUGCUCUGGAAGAACUUUAUAAGUUUGCGGCAAAUUCUGAUAAUUAUGAAUUUAAAUACAAAAGAAAUAAUGCCAUUCGAGUGCCAGAUAAUCUUAAAGACACACUUAAACCUAUACAGCAAAAAUUAGCCGAUAUAUCGUUGAACUUUAAGGCAAUUAAUGAGUUGAUGAACUUUUUGACCUCGUUAGCUCAUCAUCAUGAUACUGAUUUACGUUUCUUGAGCGUUCGACUUGACUUUAACGAAUUUUAUCACCAUGCUUCCGAGAAAGAAGGCAAUAACAAUAAGGGUAAAAGAGUAUAG
Ambispora gerdemannii is the source of this 2583-nucleotide messenger RNA. The record is from the annotation of a GenBank genome assembly. Lineage: Eukaryota; Fungi; Glomeromycota; Glomeromycetes; Archaeosporales; Ambisporaceae.